Calidris pugnax (ruff) is the source of this 1780-nucleotide messenger RNA. Its product is annotated as translation initiation factor IF-2-like. The record is from RefSeq and is a predicted model, not a curated record. The annotation marks the transcript as partial. The transcript has 2 exons. NCBI's taxonomy places the organism in Eukaryota, Metazoa, Chordata, Aves, Charadriiformes, Scolopacidae.
GGCGGGGCCGGGGCGGACCGGCCGGAGGCUCCGCAUCCCCGAGCCGCCCGACCGCCGCUCCCCGCAGGAAAGCGGCUCUCUCCCUUCGCCGCUACCUGGCGACGAGGUGGCCGCUUCCCCGGGAACACCAUCCUCCUCCUCCGAGCGGCGCCGCUGCCGGCAGCGCCACAGCCCGAGCCCCGGCCGUUGUCUCCAACGGUCACCGCGCCGGCCUGGACCGCCGGGACCUGACCGGCAGCGCUCCCCACCGGGAAGUGCCCGCCCGCCCGCCCUGAACCGGCAGCGCUCCCCACCGGGAAGUGCCCGCCCGCCCGCCCUGAAGCUCCGGAGGGAGCCGGGAGUCAAAGCGACGCCCGAUGCAGAGCCCGCCCCGGGGGAAAAGCCGGGCAGGGCACGGCCAGGAGGGCGAGCUCAGUGCAGGCCAGCACCUCAUCUCAGCCCCGGCCUCAUCCCACUUGAAGCCCCCCACCUGUGGAAAGCCCCAGCCCCGCACUACAGACCCGCUCCGGCCUCCCCAAAGCGGGGCAGGGCAGGCGGCGGCACCCCUGCUGACCACCCAGCCUCUCCCCGCCGCAGCACCGCGCUGUCCCCCCGGCCAAUGCCCUGGCACCCGUCGCUAGGCGACGGCAGCCCCCGCUGGGCCCCGGGGCCUCCUGCACCCCCGGGGCCAUCCCGGCACUUCGGCACCCCCGUUCCCACACAGACCCAACAUGGGGGAGGGCUUGGAGCUGCAGGGAGGGCUGUGGCCAUGCACCGCUGGGCGCAGGAGCGGCAAGGCCCGGUUAAUGCCUUCUCUCAGCAAGAAAAAAGGCGUCCAAGCCAGCCAAAAAACACGUUUGAAACACCCUCUGGGACAACCGCCCUCCUCAGGGGGCCUGGGGCCGCCCUCACGGGCAGGGCGGGGCCGGGCGGAGGCUCCGCCCCCCUGGGGGUGCCCCACCGACCGCCGGAGGGAAGCAGCUCUCUCCCUUCUCGGCUACGUGGCGACGAGGUGGCCGCUUUCCCGGGAACACCAUCCUCCUCCUCCUUCUCCUCCUCAGGGCGGCGCCGCUCCAGUCAGCGCCUCAGCCCGCGCCUCGCGCCUCGCGCCCCGACCGUUACCUCCAACGGUCACCGCGCCUCGCGCAAGGCAGCGCGUGCACCUCCGGAGGGGCGGGAAGGGGGAAGGAAGGGGCGGGGCCAGGGGAAGACGGGAAUGAGGGAAAAAGCACCAAAACCUGCAGGAAACCCAUAUUCUCCACAGAAAGCCCAUUGCCAGCAGAAGCCCAUGCUGUCCAUAGUAAGCCAAUGCCCAGCAGAAGCCCAUGGCCAGCAGAAGCCCAUGUUCUCCACAGAAAGCCCAUGGCCAGCAGAAGCCCAUACUCUCCACAGUAAGCCCAUGGCCAGCGAAGCCCAUGCUCGCCACAGAAAGCCCGUGGCCAGCAGAAGCCCAUGCCCACCACAGAAAAUCAAUGGCCAGCAGAAGCCCAUGCUGCCCAUAGCAAGCCUAUGGCCAGCAGAAGCCCAUGCUCUCCACAGAAAGCCUAUGCCCAGCAGAAGCCCAUGCUGUCCACAGAAAGCCCAUGGCCAGCAGAACCCCAUAUUCUCCACAGAAAGCCCAUGGCCAGCAGAAGCCCAUGCUGCCUAUAGCAAGCCUAUGGCCAACAGAAGCCCAUGUUCUCCACAGAAAGCCCAUGGCCAGCAGAAGCCCACGCUCUCCACAGAAAGCCCAUGGCCAGCAGAACCCCAUAUUCUCCACAGAAAGCCCAUGGCCAGCAGAAACCCACGUUCUCCACAGUAA